This is a messenger RNA of Drosophila serrata, 865 nucleotides long. RefSeq names its product dnaJ protein homolog 1 pseudogene. NCBI's taxonomy places the organism in Eukaryota, Metazoa, Arthropoda, Insecta, Diptera, Drosophilidae. The record is from RefSeq and is a predicted model, not a curated record.
UUUAUAAAAACAUUUGUUGCGAAUUUGUUGUAUUUAUACAUUAUCAAGCGUAAUCUUCGAACGGAACCUUGUUUAUAGAAAAAAAAAUUAACUGCGUAAAACCUCUGUGUAUCACCUGAUGCUCGAGCCCUGAAAUUACGAAAAGUAGGCAGCUGGCUAUUGGGGAAAAUCUUCAGACGAUUUCAUCAGAAUGGGCAAAGAUUACUACAAGAUUCUUGGCAUCGAGCGUAACGCAUCCAGCGAUGAGGUCAAGAAGGGCUACAGACGGAUGGCGCUGCGCUAUCAUCCUGACAAGAACGACCAUCCACAGGCCGAGGAGCAGUUCAAGGAGGUGGUGGCCGCCUUCGAGAUCCUGUCCGACAAGGAGAAGCGCGAGAUCUACGACCAGUUCGGUGAGGAGGGCCUGAGGUGCGGUGACGAACCGGCGACCUUCGCCCAGCCCACGUCCGAUAUGCUGCCGUUCAUGUGUGCCGUUGGCGGAACCGUGCUUUUCGCCUUUGCUGCCUAUAAGACAUUCCAGUUCUUCACACGCAAAAAGGAGCCGACGGGCAACAACGAUGGCUCGUCCUCAGACUAAGGAUCCAUUCAGGACUACAAGGAUCAUACUCGAAUUAAGUUAUAAAAAAGACUAUGUAAGGACUAUUUAAUCUGGCUAUGCCUGUGUUAUUUAACAUUAUUGUUGUUGUGGUACAUCGAAAGGCGACUUGCAAUGCUGCUGCAGAGAAUAUAUUUUCAGUGGAAAUAUGUAUAUACUCGCCAACCCCGAUUAAUCAAACUAUUCAAAAUGAUUUACGAUUUCUAUGUUAAUAUCUUAAUUUAAUAAUUCUGAAUACAAGGCACUAUAUGUAGCCGCAUAAGUGUUUGA